AGAAAAUGGAAAUUGUUUUACUUAAAUUAGAAGACAACAUUAAUUAAUAGUAAUCUUGAAACUUAAUUAGGGUUAUAUCAUAGAGUAUAAAAAAAGAAAAGGCGUUUACCAAGCUUCUACAAGAUAAUCUUAUAUUUAACUUCAAGGGUAUAUUUGAACGCACUCUGCAAUUCUAAAUUGCAAUCUAACCUGUAAAUUUAAGAAUCUGUCGUACCGUUUCGUUUCAAGCCAAUCAUCUUACCUUAAAAGGUAAUAAUUGUACAGGUCGUCGUAUAAAAAUACAAGAUAUUUAUAUUGAUAGGUAUUAUUAAUUAAAUUAAUAUACGAAAUGUCUGAUCCGCGUAUACGAACUUUGAAAAUUAAGACCGGAGUAGUAAAACGUCUUGCAAAAGAAAAAGUCACUUACGAAAAAGAAGCGGCGCAACAACGCCAAAGAAUACAGCAAUUAAAAGAACAGGAUAAGGAUGGAUAUGACAUUAAGAAGCAAGAAGAAGUUCUGCAAGAAUCCCUAAUGAUGGUACCAGAUUGCCAACGUCGUCUUGUAAAGGCAUUCGAAGAAUUAAAGAGUAUUUUGGAUACCGAACAAGAUUUAAAAGAAGUCGAAGAUUACAUAGAGGCAGAGAAAGUAUUACAAGAAGCCGAAGCUCAACUUCCUAAAGAAGGAGAGAUUCUACAAAUGUGUUAGAAGA
Polistes canadensis is the source of this 689-nucleotide messenger RNA. It is a transcript of the gene Tbca, whose product is annotated as tubulin-specific chaperone A. The record is from RefSeq and is a predicted model, not a curated record. Gene Ontology annotation, molecular function: beta-tubulin binding. NCBI's taxonomy places the organism in Eukaryota, Metazoa, Arthropoda, Insecta, Hymenoptera, Vespidae. The transcript has 2 exons. Gene Ontology annotation, biological process: tubulin complex assembly; post-chaperonin tubulin folding pathway. Gene Ontology annotation, cellular component: cytosol; microtubule cytoskeleton. Bases 329 to 685 code for a protein of 118 amino acids.